Messenger RNA from Entamoeba invadens IP1, 705 nucleotides. RefSeq names its product actin, putative. Lineage: Eukaryota; Evosea; Mastigamoebida; Endamoebidae. The transcript has 2 exons. The record is from RefSeq and is a predicted model, not a curated record. Bases 1 to 705 code for a protein of 234 amino acids.
AUGUUUACUCAAUUUGUGCCUGUUUAUGAAGGUUCAAAGGUGCAAGUUGGUGUGUCGCGUUUAGAACUUGCUGGACAAGAUGUAAACGACUCACUUGAGAAAUUUGCAAACACAAAUGGAUUCACCUUCAAAGAUUACUUAGAAAAGGAAACUUUGGCUGAUUUGAAAGAAAAACUUUGUUAUGUUGCUCAGAAUUAUGAAGAAGAAAAGAAAAAAGACGCAAACAAACUGGAUAAAACUUUCAACCUCCCAGAUGGAAAAGAAAUCAAACUUGGUGUUGAGAGAUUUGAAUGUGCUGAACAAUUGUUUGAACCAGAAACAUGUGGAAAGGAAAUAGAUGGUAUUAUUGAUCGAGCUAAUGAUAUGCUCAUGCACGUUGAUCCAGAUGUGAGAAAUGAAUUAUAUGGUCAUAUUGUGUUGGCUGGCGGUAACACAAUGAUGCCUGGCUUUGUGGAGAGAGUUAAAACCGAAUUUACUAAAUUGGCACCUAUAUCUGCAAAAGAUUGGAUUUUACUGCACCAGAAAAUAGAGAUCUUGCUGCUUGGAAAGGAGGCGCCAUAUUUGCUAGUUUAUCAACUUUUGAAUCAGCUUGUGUGUCAAAAGAUGAUUAUGAUGACAAUUAUCUGGGUAUUAUCAAUGCAAUAUGCCCCUAAAACAAUAUUUUUACAUUUAGUUUUUAUACAUUAUUAUAUGUUAUCAAAAUAA